CAGGUGUUAUUAUUCCAUCUAACUCAUCUUCGAAGCCAACGUCUACAUCCACACCCACAUCAUCUACAUCUCAGUCCAAUGUAGGUGCAAUAGUGGGUGGUGCAAUAGGUUUCAUUAUUUUUGUUAGCGCAUUAGUAGCUGUUGGCAUCAUAUUGUAUCGAAAAAGACACGGAACAAAAAUGUCUAAUCCACUUAUAAAUACAAAUAAUCAGGCUUGUUCUGAUACAAAUCCUCAGAUUUAUUCUGAUAUAAAUCAUCAG
Molecule: messenger RNA, 260 nt
Organism: Racocetra persica
Lineage: Eukaryota; Fungi; Glomeromycota; Glomeromycetes; Diversisporales; Gigasporaceae
Source: the annotation of a GenBank genome assembly